This is a messenger RNA of Parnassius apollo (apollo), 528 nucleotides long. The record is from the annotation of a GenBank genome assembly. NCBI's taxonomy places the organism in Eukaryota, Metazoa, Arthropoda, Insecta, Lepidoptera, Papilionidae.
AUGAUGGGUAAAUUGUUGUUGAGAAGAGCUAUGAGCUACGCGCUUCUGAAGGACCACCGCUGGGUGCACACGGGCGAGAAGCCGUUCGCGUGCGAGCUGUGCGGCAAGUCGUUCCGAAUGCGGCAGCGGCUCGUCGCGCACCGCCGCGUACAUGCGCCGCGCCGCCUCACCUACGCGUGCGCGCACUGUGGCAAGCACUUCUCCACGCACAGCAACCGACAGCGACACAUGUUUAUACAUACAGGCUUGAAGCCAUUUAAAUGCGAGAUGUGCGGGAAGUGCUUUAAGCACGCGAGCGAGAAGCGAGCCCACAUCUCCUACGUGCAUCUGAAGAAGCCCUGGCCGAAGAGGACCCGGGGAAAACGGAGAUCAGAUAGACAGGGGCAGUUGUCAACUCAAACGGCGUUGGCGACGGGCGCGAGCGAGAUGGAUAUAGUGCAGCCGUUAUGGCCCACGUGUGAUCCGAAACUGAGCGACAUGAGUUCGAUGAUGGAUGACAAGCCGAUGUACUAUAACAUAAAGAUAUAA